Molecule: messenger RNA, 2475 nt
Organism: Misgurnus anguillicaudatus (oriental weatherfish)
Lineage: Eukaryota; Metazoa; Chordata; Actinopteri; Cypriniformes; Cobitidae
Source: RefSeq, a predicted model, not a curated record
GGUGCACUAGUAGCGCCUGUUUAAAGCAGCAGCAGGAAGUUCAGUCAGCGCGCUAUCAGCAAAAUCAAAUGCCUGUUCACAAAGUCAUCGAUUCUUCUGACCUAGAUGCCAAGGUCCCAUCUCACCUUCAUUGUAUCUCUAUCACAAGCCUUACAGUCACCUCUGACCCCUCUAACGGAUUUGUUAAGGCUAGGUUGGUUCACAAAGGUCCUGUGCUGUCCUGCGUGCAGAAAGAUGACACAGAAAUGCUUAAAGCACAGAUCAAAGAGGAAGACCCCCCUCAGUCAGCCACUGAACAUACAUCAAUCAACGUCAUUCUCUUCAAUACGUUGGCACAGGAGUUUUCCCAGUCUGUCAAACCAGGGGAUGUUGUCCUGUUGGCCGGCUUUACCAUCAAGAAGUCUCCAUCUUUCUUAAGCGACAAGCUACAUCCAUGUCACCUGGAGAUGGAAGGUGAAGAUGCCAGUGUUUUUGUUUGUCCCGCUGCCGCCCCCUCCCGCGGUCGCCCUAGUGUCAGUUCUGAGCCCAAAUACACGUAUCCUCCUCUAAACACGUUGAAGCACAAGACAUUGGUGAGCGUCUACGGUGUGGUGACCUUCUUCAAACUGCCUUACCGUACUAAAGGCUCAGAUUACUGCUCCAUGCUAAAAAUCACAGACCAGUCUGAUGUCAAAGUGUCCUGCACCAUCUUCACUAAAAACCUAGAGGAUCACCCGGUCAUCCUCAAAAACGGAGACAUUAUACGGCUCCACAGAUUUAAGUCAGAAAUGUUCAAUAACUCCAUGACACUGGUGAACUCAAGUGGUUGGUCCGCUCUCACAUUUGAUGGGAUUAUCGACAGCCCCAUGGUGCCUCGUUCCACCAGCAAAUCAUUUCACUUUGUAGACUCUGAUAAACGCACAGUGCAGGAGCUUCGCCAAUGGGCAACAAAACGGUUACUGGUGUCCGGUAAUCCUACUCUUCCUCUGUCCGCGGUGAAGCCCUCGAUGUUCUUCGAUCUUACCUGCCAGUUGCUGGCAAAGGCCGUCAUGGAUAGCCACUGCAUCCUGCUGAAGGUGUGGGACGGGACCAAGUGUGAUUAUCCACUGUUGAAAGUUGCUGUCCCACCCGACGCAAUAGAGGGAGAAUCCACUGGCGCCAAAGACCGGAUGAACCUGAUAGCCAAUGUUCUGGUCUACGACAAUCACUUUGAGGUCGCUCAAAGCCUAAAGCCUGGGACGUUCCUGCGCAUCUACAACCUCCGUGCAUUGUCACAAAGAGCUUCAAAUCAGCCGUCUGACCAAUCUGAACAACUGGCUUUUCACCUUCAUGGUGGCACAGUUUAUGGACGAGGUCUGCGCAGUAUUCCUGCAGAUUCAGCCGAGCUCCAGUCACUGAAGAGUCUUUUAGAGAAUCAUGUUGAUCUUGAGGAUGAUGAUGAAGUGAAUGACGAGACUCUUCUGGAGAUAUGGUACACCCCACCAGAGUCCGUAGUUAUGCGAAAUGAAGAAGAACCAGAUGGAGAAGCAGAUGUGGAAACUUCUUGUACAGUGCGGACAUGCCAGCACACAUUGCGGCCCGUCACGCUGGCCCAGGUGAAGUCCUCCACACCUCCGCUGGUGUGUCACGUCCGUGCACAGGUGAAGGCGUACAAACCCGAACAGCUGUACCAGUGUUUGAAGCUCUUUUGCGGCAAGUGUAAAACAAUGAGAGAGGUUCCAGAUGAUAACACAAUUGGUAAUCUCCUCCUGGAAUCUGCGCGAGAUGACCAACCCUGUCAUGAACCAUGGGCUGCCACGUCCUCUGCGACUUUUAAAGCCGACAGAAAUAUCUCAAUGCACAUAUCCAGUGACAUGGUGGGGGAAAACACUCAAAACCAGCUAAUCUUUGUCCAGGGAAUGACCCUGAAUGAGGUUUGCAUGCUGUCGAAUCAUUACAAAAACCUUGUACCCGUGAGGUCGGACAAUGGUAGGAUGAAUCUAAUAGACCUCACGGCUCCCUUCCUGUUUUGUGGAGAUAAAAGAUAUUAUGGGUGUAAACAGUGCUCCUCAAACACUUUUGAAAGCCCUGUGUUUACUGGAGUGGAUAACUGGGAUGAAAAAGCAGUUGCAGAAGCACUUGGAGUUCAGCUGAUGCAGUACGGAUUGUUAAUGGAGUUUGAACUAAAGGAUCAGACGGACACAUUAAAGGCUCUGCUGUGGGAGAACGCUGAGAGGUUCUUUCAGAUUUCUGCUGUGGACGUUUCAGCCAAUCAGGAAUUGCAAGACAAGGUUCAGAGCAUCAUGGACACGCUUCAACCAAAAGAAAGCAGAAUUGAAGACCGUCCGUGGCUGAAUCUUUGUCUAUCCGUCUACACUGUGAAAGACGAUGGCAGAAAUCAAGUUUGCUACCAAAUCACAGAUUCAGAAGUUAGACCAGGUUAAAUUAACUUGUAAUCCUGCAGUAAUAGUGUUGUCACUAAUAAGAAAUAAAAUAUAAUAGUUAUCAUUUCAGAAA